AUGGCGGAGCCCCCGGCCAAACGCUUCAAAGCCGCCGACUGCAACGACAUCAUCAUCGUGUCUGUAGGGCGCGAACAGAAAAAGUAUUAUCUGUAUCCUUGCGACGCGAAGAAGACGUCGGACCUCUUUCGCAACGCCGACACGACGGGUCCCCCUCUCAACAUUCCCCGUUUCGACCCAGAGACUUUUGACAUCUACGUCGAAUGGAUGUAUGACAGAAACUCGGCGUUAAUCGCGGCAAAAGACUCUUACGAACAUCUGAUGGAGCUCUAUAAGCUAGGAGAGUAUCUCGAGGACAGCGCCUUCCGCAACAUGGUCAUGGACACAACAAUUGAGAUCGGCGUAAAACCUACCUGGGCUAAAGGCAACAUCGAGUUUCAGCAUCUCUUUUUGAUAGCAUCCGGCGCCAUGCAUCGACUAUGGAUCCGAGUGUGUGCGGUAUCGACCAAGCCUACCGACGUGUGGGUCGCCGGCAAGGGAACGCUCGAUGACUUCUUCUUUCGCUAUCUGAUAGAAGAAUACGCGACCAUGGGUGGCGAUCCAACCAAGUUCCGACUGCCGACUAUGGAGGAUCGCUGCGACUAUCAUGACCACGAUGCGGACGAGCCAAGAUGCACUUGA
Molecule: messenger RNA, 621 nt
Organism: Neohortaea acidophila
Lineage: Eukaryota; Fungi; Ascomycota; Dothideomycetes; Mycosphaerellales; Teratosphaeriaceae
Exons: 2
Coding region: 1-621 (206 amino acids)
Source: RefSeq, a predicted model, not a curated record